Messenger RNA from Ilex paraguariensis (yerba mate), 1594 nucleotides. Lineage: Eukaryota; Viridiplantae; Streptophyta; Magnoliopsida; Aquifoliales; Aquifoliaceae. The record is from the annotation of a GenBank genome assembly.
AGUGUCACGGUCUGACCUCAAUAACGAACGAACCGGAAAAAAUGUACUCCACUUCACUGCUCAGCCCCGCCAUUCUCUUCCCCACCAACAACCCAAAACCCACCACCAAAACCAGACCCAAACACCACCAACUCCGUCCUAGAAUGUCACUCAACCACCAAACACCGCCUCCAAUCGUCAACCCCUUCAACUCCGUAGCCAAGCUCCUGUGGGGCAAAUCCCUCCCACCCCAGCUCCUCAUCUCCACCGUCCGUUCCACCUGGUCCACCGCGUGGCACCUUAUGAUGUCUCAGCUCGCCCCCUCCGAUUCCUCCGGCAGUUACACCCGACCCACCUCCCUAUUUCGCGCCAAUCCCAACCAAUUUCCCGGAGAAAAAGCACCGGGCCCCACAGCCCUCCACCUCUACGUGGGCCUUCCUUGCCCGUGGGCCCACCGGACCCUCAUCGUCAGAGCACUCAAGGGUCUCGAAGACUCCAUCCCUGUCUCAAUUGCAUCGCCUGGCAUAGAUGGUUCUUGGGUAUUCCUGGAUAACAAUACCACCAGUGGGAAUAAGCUUAUUGCUGGUUCUGAUAAGGCCAAUGGGUGUAAAGCCCUCAGGGAGGUUUAUAAGCUACGGCAAGGUGGGUAUAAUGGCCGAUCCACCGUGCCAAUGCUUUGGGAUGGAGAGAGAAAGGAAGUUGUUUGCAAUGAGAGUUAUGAUAUCAUUGAAUUGUUUAAUUCGGGUUUAAAUGGAUUAGCAAGUAAUCCGGAAUUAGACCUCUCACCGCCAUCAUUGAGAGAAAACAUCGAUGAAUGGAAUCGAAUUAUAUACCCCAAUGUCAACAAUGGAGUCUACAGGUGUGGAUUUGCACAGAGUCAAGAAGCAUAUGAUAAUGCAGUGAAUGAGUUGUUUAGCACAUUGGACAAGAUAGAUGAUCAUUUGAGUGCUUCCAGGUAUUUGUGUGGAGAUGUGCUGACCUUAGCAGAUAUAUGUUUGUUUACUACUUUGAUUCGGUUUGAUCUUGUGUACAAUGUCAUGUUCAAAUGCACAAAGAAGAAGCUGAUUGAAUAUCCCAAUCUUCAUGGAUAUAUGCGAGAUAUUUAUCAGAUUCCGAAGGUUGCACAAACUUGCAAUUUCGAAGCAACCAUGGAUGGUUACUACAAAUUUCUUUUCCCGCUGAAUCCAGGUGGUAUUCGACCAAUCAUGCCUUCGGGUUGUGAGCAUGAAGUCCUCUCCAAACCUCACAACAGGGGCUCUCUGUCAUUGGACCAAAAAAAUGUACAGGUUUAUGUAUCAUAGAGCUGACUUCCAGUUACAGUUCAGAUGUGUGCAGUAUAUGCUCAUGUGUAUAGUCGUUUUCUGAAAUUUCACCUCAUUAUAUACUGUGAGACUGUGAAACAUUUUCAUCUAUGACUUGUAUAUAUAAAGUAGGCUGUUUAUCGAUGAGAAGCUGAUCGAGUUGCGAAAACUGAAUCAGACACUGAUGAGUUGUUGGCUGUAGAUUACCUUUGACGUUUUCUAUUGUUGAAUGUCAAAGAAAUUGUGGUAAACUUCCUAUAUUUGGACCAGAAAUAUAUGAACUUGUGAUAUAUCAUUUGCUUAAUAAGGAUGGG